Molecule: messenger RNA, 567 nt
Organism: Rotaria sp. Silwood2
Lineage: Eukaryota; Metazoa; Rotifera; Eurotatoria; Philodinida; Philodinidae
Source: the annotation of a GenBank genome assembly
AUGAGAAAUAAAUUGAAUUGUAUCAGCAAUUGUGCAACAGGUGCUACUGGCUAUUCCGCUCCACUAAUCUGGCAUUUUUGUACUGAUGCAUCAUCUGUACAGGGCAGUAGUGUUGGUCGACGAUCCGAUAUUAUCAAUGUGGGACAGAAUAGUGAUUUUAUCGUAGCUUUCGCGGAUAAUGCUUGGCGCCCAUUAGUAAUAUCAUCUGCUGCUGCCUGGUCGAUUGCAUCUCGUCUCAAUCUUAAGCUGAGAGCUAACAAUAGUGUGUACAACAGUGCCCCAGUAGCCACCAUGAUGUCGCCCAUCAACAUACCUGUUGGUAUUGCUCAAGUAAUUCAAGUUCCCAUCGGUAAUGCUGAUGGUGAUACAAUUCGAUGUCGCUGGUCCAAUGGGACCAAUGAAUGUGGUGAUGUUUGUCCACCUAGUUCUCUUCCCAAUAAUACAAUCAUAUAUCCAAACUGUACAAUUGUCAUCACUGGUAGAACAGCUAGAGAUUGGUUUGCCGUAGCUCUUAUGGUUAGGAUGUUUUAUGGUCAUUUCAAAAAUGGUCUCCUUCAUUCUUCUUGA